Anastrepha ludens (Mexican fruit fly) is the source of this 10126-nucleotide messenger RNA. It is a transcript of the gene Atet, whose product is annotated as ATP-binding cassette sub-family G member 1. The coding region runs from base 1142 to 3865 and encodes 907 amino acids. The record is from RefSeq and is a predicted model, not a curated record. Lineage: Eukaryota; Metazoa; Arthropoda; Insecta; Diptera; Tephritidae. Gene Ontology annotation, molecular function: ATP hydrolysis activity; ATP binding; ABC-type transporter activity. Gene Ontology annotation, cellular component: plasma membrane. The transcript is spliced from 8 exons.
GCGUGGUAGAAGUAACAUUCGUGCGGUGCGUUAGACUCGUAUAAACAUACAUAUAUGUAUGUAUGCAUGCAUAGAAACACAUAUACGAGUAGUAUGCGGAUUUGGGUUAGCGCUGCUGCGAUUGAUAACAUACUCCCAGCUGAAAUCGGUUCUUCGGCGAUAGCCACACUCAUAAUCGCCGAUCGCUGGCGACGAUUUUCUCUCCCCAUCGGCCACCCACCGUUAGUAAACAAAGACUGCCAACAAAAAAAGAGACCUAAAGAGAGAUAUACACAUCAUUCACAAUUCACAUCCGCCUAUUAAACUGGGAGGCAACGAACCAGCCAACCAACACACAGAGGACGCCAGACGGCAGCGUACCAAUAGCGAGCAGAAAGUGAACGCAACGGAGAGUUCGGGCCAGCAAAAUGUUGUUUAUGUGCACUUUACAUAUCAAAAAUUGAACCUUGUUACGAAUGUGAAAAAUUGAAAAACAAAACAAACGCAUAAUAAUUAAAAAAAAAAAUUUUUAGAGAACUUCGAGGAAACAAAAUCAAGUAAUAAAACUAAACAAAGAACUGCUUGAAAUUAAUGGUAUUUUAUGCGCGUCGCUGGAGUACGAGUGGAGAACAAACAAAAAAUUCAACUUUCUCAAUAGUGAAAAGUGUAAUUCAUAACUAUGUAAAGCAGCGAAUUUAAGCCAACUGAAUAAAAUCUAAAAAAAGUCGUAAACAAAUUUAGUAGGAUAUGCAAAACGGCUUUCCGCAGCGCGCCAGGCACUCCAAAUCAGAUUUACUCCACAAAAGUGCUGCGGACAGCAAGGAAACUGAAGUGUACUUGUGCUACGAAAAAAAUCACAAUUAAAUUGAAUAAACCAUAUUCUAUAUAAAAGUCAUUUAGUGCCAUGUAAAAUCUUCUUACAAUGCAAACAGUCGCAUAUUCCCAACUGGCUAGGUAACUAGCGAAGGAGUAGAGAGAGGAAGCCGCACGCUCCAAUCAACAUAGCCAAAGAGCAUAGCAAAUCCCAUAGUAGUAUUAAGAAAAAAAAAACAACAACAACUAUAACUUCCACCCUCAUAAACAUUUACUACUUUAGCCACAAACUAACAAACUAAAAAAAUCUUACCCACUUGCCUAGUAGAACAAUUUUCGCUUAUAAAAAAUGAAUGAAGAUAAAUUAAAUGCGCCGCUGGUGUUGAAGGAACUGGCCGACAGUGCGAUUAUUGUGCCACAAACAGCUGCGGUAGUGGGCGUAAGUGGGGGCAAUGGCUUAGCCACAGCUGCUGUUGCCUACCAGAAGCAAUACGUCUCACCCACUACCACACCCACCAGCGCCACCAAUGCAGCCACAGUUGCGCUGAACGCAACAACAGCGGCGGUAGCCACCACAACCAAUGUCAAUUUAAAUGCAGAUACUCAGUUAAGCAUAGGAAUGUCGCAACUAACACCGCCAACAACGUUACAAAUACAACUACCGCAACAGCAGCAGCAGUCACCGCAGCAAAAGCAAACACCAACACAGCAACAACUUACACUACUGCCCUUUAGCAACAAUACAAAUAUCGUUGGCAACUACUUGAAGAAUGGCGCUCUGAGUUAUAAUUCACAAAACAAUCUUUGCAAUGGCGGCAUUUCCGGUCAAAAUCACAUACUCGCACCGAAAAUCAAAAACAACUGCAGUCCAAACGACCAGAAGAAGGGAACCGUCACGCUAUCACACCUGCCACAACGGCCACCUGUCGAUAUUGAAUUCACGGAAAUUUCCUACUCAGUGCCAGAAGGACGACGGCGUGGUUUGAAAACUAUACUCAAAAGUGUUUCGGGCAAGUUUCGCAAUGGAGAACUCACCGCCAUCAUGGGGCCGUCGGGUGCAGGCAAGAGCACACUUAUGAAUAUUCUAGCUGGCUACAAAACAUCACAGUUGAGCGGUUCGGUGCUGAUCAAUGGCAAGGAACGCAAUCUGCGUCGCUUUCGUAAGCUUUCCUGUUACAUUAUGCAAGACGACAUACUUAUUGGGAAUCUCACGGUACAUGAAUCGAUGAUGAUCUCAGCCAAUCUGAAGCUGGGUAAAGAUAUGAAUUUGGCUGCGAAGAGAGUUGUAGUCCAGGAGAUACUUGACACGAUUGGUCUGAAGGAAUCCUGCAAUACGAAGACCUGCAACCUCUCGGGUGGCCAACGUAAACGCCUAUCCAUAGCGCUCGAGUUGGUUAAUAAUCCGCCUGUGAUGUUCUUUGACGAACCCACAUCCGGUUUGGAUAGUUCAACAUGUUUCCAGCUGAUUUCUUUGCUCAAGUCGUUGGCACGUGGCGGCCGCACUAUCGUUUGCACCAUUCACCAGCCGUCGGCGCGUCUCUUUGAAAAAUUUGAUCACUUGUACAUGCUCGCCGAGGGCCAGUGUAUGUAUCAAGGGCGUGUGCGAGGUCUGGUGCCAUUUCUCUCGUCGCUCGGCUACAAUUGCCCUUCAUAUCACAAUCCGGCCGACUAUGUGCUGGAGGUAGCCAGCGGCGAGUAUGGCGAAUCCGUGCAAAAGCUAUUGGCGGCGGUCAAGGAAGGCAAAUGCAAGAAGUACAGUCAAAAGGACUAUGGCUUGGAUUUGUCGGACGUGCGUUGUAUUGCAAAUGACAUUGCCAAACGUGAUAAUGGUUGCAACAAUUCCAAUAGCACAACAAAUGCCACCAAUGCAACGCUAACAGCGACCACAACGCUCACUCAUGAGAAUGAAAAAUGUAAAAUGGGCGAAAUGACCAUUGGCCUGAUCGCCAAAUCGGACUCGAGUGAAAACAAUCAACCGACAUUGGAGACGCAACAAUCACAGCAAUCCGACUGCACCGUCAUCAACUUGAACAUUCCACAUGGCAAUAAUGGCAAUGGAAAUACCAGUAUUGGGCUGACUUAUAGUGGACAUGAAGACAGCUGUAGCUUGAAUUCGAAAAGCGGUCAAAGUGCACAUGCAGGAGUCGCCGAUAAGGCAGUUGCCGCCGGUUGCACGACCUCACUGCUGGACUCGCACGAAAGUGUCAUUACGCUGCCCAACAGCUCGGGCUUCCCCACCAGUGGUUGGACACAGUUUUGUAUACUGUUAAAGCGUUCCUUUGUGACGAUCAUGCGCGAUCGCAUGCUGACCCACAUGCGUUUGGCUUCGCACGUCAUUGUUGGCGCCAUCAUUGGCAUGAUCUACUAUGAUGUGGGCAAUGAAGCGUCGAAGGUCAUGAGCAAUGCGGGAUGUAUUUUCUUUACAACGCUCUUCACGAUGUUUACAGCAAUGAUGCCGACCAUUUUGACUUUUCCCACUGAAAUGUCGGUAUUUGUGCGAGAGCAUCUCAAUUACUGGUAUUCGCUGAAGGCAUUUUACUUUGCAAAAACUAUGGCGGAUUUGCCCUUUCAGAUAUUCUUCUCAAGUGUCUACGUGAUUGUGGUCUACUACUUGACCUCGCAACCUAUGGAAUGGUUGCGCAUCUCGAUGUUUGUCUUCAUUUGUGUGCUAACUUCGUUGGUGGCGCAGUCGCUGGGCUUACUCAUUGGUGCUGGCAUGAAUAUCGAAGCGGGCGUUUUUCUCGGUCCGGUCACUACAAUACCAACCAUUCUGUUCUCGGGCUUCUUUGUCAACUUCGACACUAUACCCGGCUAUCUGCAGUGGGUGACGUACGUCAGUUACGUGCGCUAUGGAUUUGAAGGCGCCAUGGUAUCCAUUUAUGGCAUGGAUCGCGCCAAAAUGGAGUGCCAUGAAAUGUACUGUCACUUCCGCAGUCCCAAGAAGUUCUUGGAGGAGAUGUCGAUGGACCAAGCUGAGUAUUGGAUUGAUGCGGUAGCCCUGCUGGGUACUUUCAUAGCGCUGCGCGUUAUUGCGUACUUUGUGCUGCGCUGGAAGCUGCACCUCAUACGCUAAGCAGCAGGCACAACCAGUAGCUGUAGCUGUAGCUGUAGCUGUAGCUGUACUAUGUAAUUAUAUUAUGUUUUUAUAUGUAUGUAAGUUGUAUGUAUUUGUAAGUAGACAGUCGGCAAGACAGUUCCAAGGGCAUUCCACGCUGAUUUCAGUUUAUUUGAAAUCGUACGUUUAAUGUAUUUUCUAUGAGAAAAUUGAUAUUAUUUAGGGUCUUGAAUUUACAUAUAUAAAUACGAGUACAUACAUAUGUUUAAAUAAUGUAGAAUUUUUACGCAUAGUGACCAUGUAAUUUAAUAAUUAUACUGAAACUAAUGUAAUUGUAUUGUUAAGAUGCAUGUUCGCAUACGGUGCUUUAGGUUUUUCUUUUAAUUUUUAUUUUACUUGUAUUUUUGUUACACCGAAGACUCUUUUGUAUGGGAAAAUGUUGGUAUAUUUCUUAGAUUAGCGCGUAAAUAGCUUCAAAUAUAAUAUUAUAGAAAAUAUUAAAUAAUAAAUAUUAAAUAAAACAUCUAAGAUAUUGAAAGUCAUACAAAGCAACAUUAUUAUCAAAGGAAAAUAGCACUCAAAUCAAACAAAUCAAAUGGAAAGCAGUAAAAUUUAAAAUAAAUAGCCAUUAAAAGUAUGAAGAAAAUAAACUAAGCAUUGCAAAGCUCGCUAGAAUUUAAAUAUCCAGUAAAAUGUCAACAAACCAAAGAAACUUCAAAACAUAUGAAUAAUUUUUAAUUACAACAACACUGAUAAUAUCACACACUACUUUUCUACGCCCUUUAGUUUCCAGUGCCACCAAUGCUUUACUUUUCUUUUUUUUUUGGUGGGUGAAGUAGGGUUCAAAAUGCCUUCGCACUUACAGCGACCGUCGUCUACUGCGUCGUGCGGUGCGGCCACUAAAACGAUCCCUUCUCUCCUUCUGGGGAGACACCCUUCCCGGAACUGCUUUCUAUAUCACUUCUGGAGGGCUCAGAACGGCAUCCAUAAAGAACCAAUUCUAUUCAUUCACCCACGUCUGGGUCCACCAUAUUUGUAGCCAGCUUUCAUGGCUUUCUAUAAGCUCGUCUUCUUGUCUCUCUAUCAGUGCGGUUCCGCUUUGUUGCACUGUGCCGAAGUCAAUUUUUCUUUUUUCCGUAGUCCGUUCUCGAUGAAUUUCUUUACCGCGUUCCCGCUGUCCUCGCGUUCGAGCAUUUUGCUGAUUAUGUUGCUCGGUGCGAUGUCACCAAUCUGCUCCCUCAGAGCAUUUCUUUCCGCGAGCCAUCUGUUACAAGUAAACAACGCGUGUUCAGCGUCAUCGCUCAGCGCUUCGCAGUAUAUGCACUUGGAAUCGGUUACCUUGCCCAAGCGAUAUAGGUAUCUCCGGAAGUAUCCGUGGCCCGAGAGGAACUGAGUUAAGAAGUAGUUCACUUCACCGAAGUUCCUUUGGACCCAUUUGUCAAUUGAUGGAAUAAGUUUCGUCGCACAUCUGUCACUCGGUUCAGUGUCCCAUCGGCUUUGCCACUGCAGCAUGGUUUGGCAUCUCCGUUCUGAAAAGCUAGUGAUGACGUUCUUCUUCUUCUUCCAUUCGUUCCCGGACCAUGAGGUCGACGGGUAUCUGCCCGCUGAUCACGAAAAUUUCUGCGCCUGAGACAGUGCGGUAGGCUGAGACAACUCUAAGUGCAGCUGCUCGUUGCACGGCCUCCAGUGCCUUGCGCUUCGCUUUGCAAUUUAGCACAAUUCCCCAUAUGUCGCUGCCGUACAGGAGAAUCAAGCUUGUGGCCGCCAUAAUUAGCUUUCUUUUGCUCUGUGUUGGUCCACCGAUGUUUGCCAUUAAUCUACUUAGCAUACCCGUGACCUUUGCUGCUUUGGUAGCCGCAUGCCGUAUCUGGGCCCAGAAAGUAAGCCUACAGUCAAGUUGAAUACCUAAGUAUUUCACCACUUUUUGGAUCACUAAGGACGUGUCGCUUAUUUCCAUGCGACUGGAGUCGCUGUUAGAAAAGCUUAAAAGAUUAUUUUUCAAGCCAGGGUAAUUUUAUAGUUACAUUUCCUCAUCUAAUGCCUCCUUUUUUAAUAGAAAAAUUUCCAUUAAUCUUUCCCGCUGAAUUGCACUUCAAAAAAGUGGUGCCCAAAUUCCUGUGAAAGAGAAUUUAUUGAACAAAAAUGCCGAGUCACCACUAAAGAGUUAUAAAAAAAUGUGUAUCAAAAACUAUUCUAUAGUAACAAAAGGUCCUGCUAUAUCUCCUAUAGUCCAGUUCCAUCUUCGAACGCCUAUUUUUUGUUUUAGUACAAAAGUAUCCAUUAAUCUUUCCUGUAGAAUUUCAGCCCAAAAAAGUGUUGCCCAGAUUACUGUGAAAGAGUAUUUGUUGAACAAAAUAUAGGGAAUAAGUAGUAGAUAUUUUUUUAUUUUAUUAAAUUUAAAAACUUUAUUACGUGUAUAAAAUAGCAAAUAUUUGAAAAAAGUGCAGAAUCAAACAUUUGUAACGUAAAGGGUAUUUCAAAAGACUCGUUUAGAUGUUGCUUUAAAAUAAAGCAUCUAAAUAUAGAUUAUAUUAUCGAAACAUUACAUUUUAGUGGAUUUAAUGAUUUUUUCUAAAACUACUCGAAGGUUUUCUUCUCGCUAGAUGUGGCAAUUUUGCUUGCUGAUGAAUACAUUCAGUUUUUGUCGAGCCAUUCGGACGGUUAAUUUCAACAAAAAAAUUACCAUUUUCAUAAUAAGUUUCAAAAACUUUAGCACUUUGUUCUUUCGCGCAAUCUUGACAAAUGUCAAAGAUGACACAGAAAGGGUACCGUCUAGGCGUCCCUUUUGAAAGACUCUUUAUGUUUAUGAAUACACUUACGGACAAAAUAAUAGACUCGCAAUAUUUUGAACCUUUUGACUACUUUUCUUUCGAUUUUUUUUUAAUUUUCAUAAAUUUUUAUUAAAAGAAGUAUAGCUUAUUCAAAACAACUAUCAAGUAAAGUUCCAAUGGCUGGACGACUUUUUGGUUUAUAUGUGGAUAGCACCGCAAAACCAUCAAAGAAAACAAAAAAAGUGAGUGUAGCGUAGUACACAUAACACAAGUGAAAGUUUCAAGGCAGACAAAGAAAGAGGAAAGAGACGCGAGGGAGAAUGAGAGAGAGAGAGAUGGACCCGAGGGAGAAUGAGAGAGAGAGAGACCCGAGGGAGAAUGAGAGAGAGAGAAAGAAUAUGUAUCUAAAUAAAUUCAUAACAUUUUCAGAGCAUACAAAAAGAUAAAAUUUACAAAUAGAGCCGUGCGUACACAUAUCGUAUAGUGUUAGACAUGCAUAGGCAAGGCACGCGCAUGCGCCUAUUCUAACAAUAUGUUGCUUUCUUUCGCUCUACUAUAGUAAUAUGGCGUUAGUGCUCUACGUUAACGCGUCACUCUCUUUCUCUCUCUGUUAUAUUCUAACGCCUUGUAUAUAACGUAUACGUGGUUCUCUCUUCCUCCUACAAUACGAGUUACGACGUACGACUUAGACUAGAGCAAUAGCGUAGGAGUGGGGGAAAAGGCGAAAGACCGCACAAAAGGGAGGCGUGAAUAGCCCUAAAGAGUAUCUAAGAUAUAAAUAAGGUAUAGCACUUUCUCUCUCCUUUUCCUCUACGUUAUAUCUUUUUUCUCUCUCGCGGAACGAAAAUGCUAAAAAACGUUGCAUGGCCUUGUUAUACGUUUAUUAACAAAAAAUGGUUACAAAUUUAGUCUUCAAAAUAAUAGCCAUUGCUAGCGACACAGUUUUUCCAUCUCUCAGGCAAUUUGUGGAUGCCGCGUCAAAAAAAAUUGGCCGUCUUUGGCCGCAAACCAAUCAUCGAGCCAUUUUUGGCUUCUUCGUGAGAAUUGAAGCGUUGCUCGGAAAGUGCGUGGCCCAUCGAUGCAAAAAAAUGAUAAUCGGAAGGCGCCAAGUCUGGUGAGUGAGCCGCAUGCACCAGCGGUUCUUAAUUGUACGUCUCCACCAAUUCCCGGGUCGAUCUUGUUUGAUGUGGCGGUGCACUGUCAUCAAGAAAAUCAUCAAGAAAAAUUACUUUGUGACGCCGAUCGGCAUAUUCUGGGCGUUUUCGGUGUAUAGCGCUGUUCAAAUCGGUCAAUUGUCGUUGGUAGCGUGCACCGUCAACUGUUUCACCUGGCUUUAAUAGCUCGUACCAAAUCAUACCACGCUGAUUCCCGAAAACAAACAGCAUUGCCUUGCGGCCGAAGCGAAUUGGUUUGAACGUUGUUUUUGGCUUCUGGCCGGGCGGACCAUACGAUCGUUUACGCUUGGGAUUGGAGAAAUACACUAAUUUUUCAUCACCCGUAACGAUUUGAUGCAAAAAAGACUUCCUUUUCAACCGGGAGAGCAGCAUUUCACAAGUGAUUUUUCGAUGUCCGCUAAUCGUAGUUUGAAGGAACGAGAUUCGACAUUUUUAAGAGUGACAAAAAUGCAUUGUUGUAUGAAACGUAACAAACAAUGAACUGAAUAUUGUUUACAGAUGACAGACGAAAACAACAAGACAUUUGGGAAGGUUUAAAAAUACUCCUAGCGACAUCUAUGGACUAAAAGCUGAAAGUCUCAUUUCAUAGGUAUAUACCUGGUAUGUGGUCCAUAGUUAAGGCGGCAGGCAAUACAAAAUGCUAAGAGUUAAGUGUAGAGCACAAGAAAAAUACAAAGAAACUGCUUAGUCCUUCCAGAGAGGAUAUCUCGUAGGUCGUGGCUUGUACAGCCGGUCUUUGGCAAUUUGGCUGGCAUUCCUUGAGACUAGGAGUUUUCGUAGAAGUUGUAGAGAUGAGGAAGAAGCAAUUGAGUAUUUUCUUUGGAAUUGACCAGCCUUGGCUAAAAUCAGAACAGGUUUUCUAGGUAAAUAUUUUUUCAAUUCUCUUGCGAAACUAUCUGGCGUGGGGAUGGGACCAAUCCUGCGCUUCAUAAGAGCCACAAAAUGGUUCCUCGAAGAAAAGUAAAUCAGGUUUCCGUGUCGCACAGUGGUAUCACAAUGGACCUUUAAGCUCUAAGUGAGUAGGUCGUACAGGCCGACUACCAGCAUAACCUAACCUAACCUAAUCUAAGCUUGGCGUAGAGCAGCCGAUGAAGCCAACGGUGGUGCGCUUAGGCCAGAGAGAGAUACAAAGCUCCUAUUAAUAUAAUUUUUAAUUUAAUUGUUUUGAUUGCAUAACAAAGUUCUUACAUUUGCAUUGAAAGCCUUCUCACACUUAUGCAAAUUUCCACAGAAAUCAUCAAAUUUCAGUGUUGUACUGGAGAAAUUUUUCUCGGGAUAACUAAAAAUUAUCCUCGAAAGCUUCUACAGAAACAAUUUGGUAAUAAAAAAUAGUCUAUGAAGAAGUUUUCAGAUAAAUAUUUUCUACUCAGUUAUAUCGACGUUGUUUUUCUCUCCUUUUUCCCAUCCACUAACCAAAUACACCUUAAGAAAAAUUAUGCCUACUUGUGAAAAAAAAUUAAUUAAUAAAUCCCACGACUGCAAAAAAGCCAGUUAAAACCUAUUAAUUGGCGCACUAUUAAAAGUUUAGCGCACACAAAAUAUAUUCUCCUCCGUCCAUAUAUUAAAAAAUAUACACUAAAGCAUUUCUGUGCCAGUUAUAAGUUUUUAAGUUCCACUUUUCGUUUUGCGUCUAAGCCAUAAAAUCCGAAAAAAAUUAGCUUGCAGCUAAAAAGAGGGAAGUGCAUCCAUAAAAAUAUACAACCAGCAGUAUUUUAAAAUAAAAUCACAGCGAUUUUUGGGAGAUGCAACAAAAUGUUCAGCUUGGAAAGGCAUUUUGACUUACCCCAUGAAAUGUUUCUCGAUUGCCAGUCACAUUUUCGUGUGAAAGGAAAGUUUCUCGCAAUUACUUAUUGCAUAUUUCUAGGGAGUACAUACAAGUGUAAAGCAGGCAAUUCGUUAACAGCCUGUUAAGCGGCAGCUAUACCCGAAGGCUGCGGAUAUUUUGCGCUCACGCCAAUGUUUCUGACGUUCGAAAUAGAUGGUUUAGGGAAUGUGGCGUAGGAAAAGUAGCAAAUUUCAAAAUCAUAAUUUUAUAAAAUGUAAUAUGCAAUAAGCGAAGCUCGCAUGCAUGCCACUUACUACCAGGAAGUGUUAAAAAAUGGGAACAUUAGAAAUAUUUUGUAAACACACAAAAAAAAAAAGAAAAAAAAAAACAAUUCUACAACCAGUUCCAAAUAAGUCAAUAUCCAUAUGUAUGUAUCACAAAAUUAUAAGUAAAAAUGUAUCCAAUAAGCCCAAUUUGCUUCAUCAAAACUGCAAUAACUGUCACAAAAGAUCUAAUCAACAUAUUUUGUAAAUUGCAAUAAAAAACAAAAAAAAAAAAAAAAAAAAAA